Calypte anna (Anna's hummingbird) is the source of this 2038-nucleotide messenger RNA. RefSeq names its product leucine rich adaptor protein 1 like (gene LURAP1L). Gene Ontology annotation, biological process: positive regulation of canonical NF-kappaB signal transduction. The record is from RefSeq and is a predicted model, not a curated record. The transcript has 2 exons. NCBI's taxonomy places the organism in Eukaryota, Metazoa, Chordata, Aves, Apodiformes, Trochilidae. The coding region runs from base 346 to 924 and encodes 192 amino acids.
GCCGCCCCCCCAACCCCCAUCCCGGGGCACAUCGAGGUCCCGCAGCCGCGCCCGCCCCUUGGCUUAGGGAGAGCUUUUCUUCGUCGCCCCCGCCUGCCUGCUUUUGUCUUUCCACCCGGUGGCAAAGGAGGGCCGGGGAAGGGCGGGGGUUCGUGAAGGGAGGGGGGCAAGGGGGAGGGAGGACGGACCUGGUUCGCCCAGGAAAUCCCCAUGUCUGCGGCGGGUCACCUGCAUGGUUCGGCUGCCAGCCCCGGCGCUGCCGCGGAUUACCGCGCCUCCGCGCCCCUGCAGCGCCCGGGCGGCCGCGGGUAGUGCCGCCUCCGCGGGCCCCCUCCGGGGCGAGGCAUGGAGUCCGGCGGCACGCCAGACCUCCGGGACGUCGAGCAAAAGCUGGGGCGCAAAGUGCCCGAGAGCCUGGCGCGGCCCUUGCGUGGGGAGGAGCUCCCGGGACGCCCCGCCGCUGCCGCCGCGGCCCCCGGCUCCCGCCGUCGCCGUGCCGCCGCUCUGGCCAGGCUGGAGAGGAAACUUCACCUCCUGAAGCAGGAGAUGGUUAAUCUCCGAGCCACUGACGUGAAGCUUAUGCGCCAGCUGCUCAUCAUCAAUGAGAGCAUCGAAUCGAUCAAGUGGAUGAUUGAGGAGAAGGCCAUUGCCAGCAGAGGUAGCAGUCUGAGUGGCAGCCUCUGCAGCUUGCUGGAAAGUCAAGAGACAUCCCUCCAUGGCAGCUGCAGCAGUUUGCAAGACUGUAGUGAUGGACUGGAUGGAAUAUCAGUGGGGAGUUAUUUGGACACCUUAGUGGAUGAUGUCCCUGGUCACCAAACACCUUCAGACAUCGACCAGUUCAGUGAUUCUUCUGUUAUGGAGGACUCACAGCCUCUUCAUAAGCAUCCCAAAAUUGAUUCUGAUGAGUACUACUGUUUUGGUUAAUAAAAACAAGUUCCAGAGGGACACAAAUGCACUUGUACUUAUCCUUCUUCUUUGCUGCUAUGUUAUCUCUUGUGUGAAACCCUCAAGCUUCUCUUGGAAGGAAAACAAUAUGAUAACUUUGAUUCUACUUCAUAACUUUUCUGUUGCUUUUAGUGGAUUUUCUCCUUGGUGGGUCUUUUUUUCCUCCUCCUCACUUUUUCUUAAUUUAUUGUUGCAAUUUUUCUUUUAUUGUCUUAAUUUUUUACAAUGCUGUAUUUACAGGUCUUUUAAAGUGGUGAAUGAAAAGCUUUAUCAUUAAAAUGAGACAUCAGGGAAUGAGAGCAACAAUUUUGUAUUUGUUGGCAAUAAAAUAUGUUCUGAUGAGUAUAUGUUGUGAUAAAUUUUCUUGACUACCAGCUCUGGCCUUUCCGAAGAAACUGAUAUUAUUGAGCCUUAAAUCCAAAUCUUAAAAAUACUUCUGUGAAAUAAUUUUCCUUUUUUAAGCAAUGAUAUUUGAUUCUAUUAAGCUGUCUUCACUUGGAAUAGAAAGUAUUGUAAACUCUUCUGUGUGGAUUUGCUUUCUUCCUGAAUGUUCUAAUACUUCUUGUCUGAUUAUGACUGUAAAUUAUAGGCUUCAUUGAUGUUUUACAGCAAUGCAUUCUAAAAACUGAAAGUUCUGUAUGAAAGUACAUUUCAUUUUUAUAAUUCAUACCUUUUGGUUUUUUUGAACCUGCUGUUUUAUGGGCACAAUCUGUAUCUGUAAAAAGUGAAAGAGGAAUCCCACAUUUAAAAUAUCCAAUUAUAAUAGUUUGGAUAACAAUCCAAAAUUUCUCAGCAGAUCAAACAAUACAAUUUAAAGUCUUUAUGAUUUUUACCUUAAAAUUUUGAGGAAUUCAGAGGUGAAACAUGUAACAGGUGUCAACAUGCUAGUAGUCACGUCCUAUUUUGCUUUUGUAUCCACACUCUCAUCUUCAACAAUUUAUUUUUUUACCAAAUAUUGCUACUAAGAUAAGUGUUGCCCUGUUGUCUUUUUGUUUCCUAUUUUGCAAAUAACCACAGAAUCAUAGAAUGGUUUGUGUUGGAAGGGACUUCUGCUUCUAGAAUGCAAUAAAAAGAAUGGAGUGGCACACUUUAA